UGACGGCAAACAGUGGUCCAUGUGUUUUUUUUUUAGUGUGUUCAGUUUGUGCACUUAAUUUAUAAAAUGCGUAAUACAAACUAGCAUUGUUAGUGAAAUGUUUUGUGUCCUGAAGCUGAUUUUUACUUUUUGUUAUGUUUUUAAUUCUGCUUUAACCCGGAAAUCACGUUAGCAGGUCUACCGUAUGUAAACAAUUUAUUUGGCGUAUUUGAUCAUUUCCUGUGAACCACGAAGGUCUACAAGAGCUAUCAUGGACUGUAAUAUGCAGCGGAUAUGCAGUCCAGAUCUCAAGUCUAUCCAUUUGAACAUACGUUGCAAACGUACACACGAAAGAUGACUGAUGUUUCUUCUGGAUGCAGAUCUUCAUGUUCUCUUGAUCACAUUAUGGAUGCUUCAAGUUUGGAUUUCCACAACAUUUUCCUAUCGUUAUAUUCAGGAACACUUCCCAGCCUGAGCAGUAAAGACUUGGCCAGCAAAAUAGCAUCGUGUCUUACAUCGCAAACAGCUGGAUCUGUCAGUCAUACAGACGUUAUGUGCUUGUGUUUGACUCUUACUGAAAACAUCAUUACCAGACUGUCAUCACCGAGUCUGCCACAAGAUGUCAGAAUAUGCUAUGAAGACGUUAUGAGAAGUCUGUGUGAAAUGAAUCUGAUGGCAAAGCUGGUUUCCCUCCUUGACUGUCAGGACCAACUGGUGUCUCAUUUGUCUACAAAGUGCAUGUCAGCUUGUGUCAUCAAUGACAUUUCCAUGACUGGAAGUAGCAGCUCACUUUGGAGAGACACUUGUGCUAAAGUGUUUUAUAAAUCAACUCCCAGCGGUGAACUGGAUUGCUGUCUGUGGUCUCUCACUUGUGUGAUUAAAGGAGUGCUGAGGGGAGACUGCAGAAACAAAAACGAUGUUUUGACAAAGCUUCUUGGAGCGAUGGAUCCAUCCCUCACUUGCUUGUACGCCAGCCUUCUUCCUCAACACACACUGGAACCUCGCAAAACUGAAGUGAUGAAACAUUGCAGAACUUUGUGCACUUUCUUUGACCUUCUCGAAGUCCUCAGCGCUGCUCGGCUGAGAUGCGGGGUCUGUUCAUCUGUACAAAGAAUCGUAUUCACUGAGUCCCGAGCUCUUCUGCAUGUCGUGAGAACCGACGUGGAGUAUUUUGUAAAUAAAAGAGCGUUACUUCUUCUGAAGAGAAAUCUUCUGCGGAGAGCUGGAGAGGACUGGGCGUUGGGUGACGUGCAGUCUGGGUCACAUAUGGAUGAAGGGCUGAAUGAAGACCUGUUGGCGGUGGCAGAUGCCGUGUUAAAUGAAGUGAAGGCCGGUUGGCUCCAGGAAGUGUCUGUGAAAGCUCAGCCCAGUUUCUUUGGUGGGAACUUUGAUGUUCAUCUUGGAGGAACUUGGAGAGAUGAUGUGAUGUUAAGAGCUUUGAGUCUAAUUCUGCUGAAGUCGCUAGAAAUAAACAUUCAGUCCACAUGUGGGAAAGGAGCUCAAAAUAACAUUGACGUCCAGCAGUAUCUAACAGAGCUCAUGUCGUUCCUGCGGCGUCACGCGACCCAUCUGUCUACUGAAGCUCACAACUGUUGCUGGGUGACUUCAGUGUUUGCUGAACAGGAUGAUGACAUGAUCGAAUCAGCCAAAGCUCUCAUUGCCUUGUACUUGUAUCAGAAAAGUUUGAAUUUCUCAGUUCCUGUUUGCCUUUGGGGCUGUAACCCCCACUGUCAUUUCAUUAUCUUGCUCCAGUCCCUCUCCUUCGACCACACCGUGCUACUCGAUUUCCUCAUUUCCACCGAAACCUGUUUCUUGGAGUAUUGCGUCCGCUACUUGAAGCUCCUCCGUGAGGACUGGACGGGGUUUUGUAGGUCUUGUCGUCAUGUUGAAGAUUCUGAUGGGAACCUCGGUGUACCUAGAAAACUGACAGCUAAUCUCAUGGAUAGAGAAACACCAGAAUCGUCUCAGAUGUAUGUAGUUUCCUGCGCAACAGGAAGUGAUGUCAGAGCCGCCACAGUUCCACGACUGGUUGAUUAUGGAAGCUCAGAUGAAUCUGAGGAGGCAGAAGAGAGCAGUUCUGACCUCCACACGAAUGCAGUUGAUUUUUGUAGGAUGGAGGUAAAAGGAUCUUUGUACCCAUCCGUAACCACGAUGGAACAAGAUUGUGUAUCUGAAUGUCUGUUUGAUAAAGUGCUGGCGUGUCUUGAGGAGUUGAAGGUGGCAAUAACACGACUGCAUAACAAGGGGCUCUUUCCCUACAACCCUACCUCACUUUUAAAACUGUUAAACAAUCUUCAACCCAAAAAGAACUGGGUAAGUCAACCAAGACUCAAAGCUGUCUAACAAGGAUUAUUAUAACCAGAAACACAAGAUUCUGCACCCACAAAAGCUCCAGAUCUUUACAGAUACGUACCAGUUUCCCAUGUCUUGACAGGACAUUAAUGGGGAUAAUCCUCCCUGGAGCAACCUGUGGUUAUGCAUCUUAAGCCUGCUGAAAGGCUUCAUUUCAUAACGAUUUUAUUUUUUUUCCAUCUUUAGAGAUCAAAAACACUUGAUGUAUUAUAAACAUAUUGUUUCAUUAAAAAUAACUUUAAAUAAAGUGACCAAAGUCACAUAGUCAUUGUGUAGAGACCCUGUUUGCAAUUAAUUAAAGCAAAUUGUAUCAUUUGACUCUUUAAGGAUAUAAUAUUGGUUUGCCCCAAUAUUUAAAGACUACUUAUUUACGUAAUAUGUACAGUGUCAGAAAAAAAUGGUCCAGAAAGGUCCCCUAGAUGGGGUAGUAGUAGUAAUACCUUUUAAAAGCUUGUAAUAUGUAAAAUUUAGGUGCAAAUAUAAGGCUGUUUACACUUGGCAUUAACAUGCGUUUUCGUCGAUCGGAUCACAAGUGGACGACGUUAAUGCCAGGUGUAAACGGUGUUCAAAACGUUUUGAACCAUCCACUUUCGACCACUUUUAAUCACAUCCAGAGGUAGUCGAAAACACUGUCGAUCGGAUCGCUUUGGAGUUGCGGAACGCAAAUGUGGUUGAAUGUGUUCGAACAGCCACACGCGACCGCCUUCUCUCCGCCCAUUUAUCUCAUCUGAGGUAUUAAACACAAGUUUUACGUAUUUUUUUGACUUCUGGCUUGAACAUGCGGUGAACAGCGCUAUUUUUAGCCUUUCAUUGAUAAAACUACUGCGGGUGUUCUCCGUAGUUUCGUUUUGAAAGCGUGAAAGUUGCGCGAUCCUAUUUCAUCAAUUGCGCUGAAAAUUCAGAGAAAGCUCCAACAUAUUAACGUACAAAACACUGUGCAGCAUGUAUACUUGCUAAACAAGCACGGACCGUCCCCUCACAGUAUUCAGGACAGAAGCGGUCGAAAGUGGACAAAAGAGACGGAUUUAAAUACCAGGUGUAAACAUAAUGUGUCUCUCUCGUCCACUUGUGAUCCGAUCGAUGAAAACACAUCUUAAUACCAAGUGUAAACAGCCACUAUGUAUACAUUUGGUACCAUUAUGUCCUUUUGAGGUACUAAUAUGACAGGGUUCCCACGGGUCACAGAAUUGAUGGAAUAUCAUGGAAUUUCAGUCUUUCAGACAUUGAAAGUCGAGGAAUUUUUAAAAAAAAAUUCAUGAAAUAUUAGGGAUUUUGUCACUUUAUAAUCUUGUAAAUAAAGUUUGACAUAAGGAAUGCUGUUUCCGUGUCCAAGCCUCUGAUUUUAAGUGAGACUAGAUUCUUAACCGAUGUUUAUUGGCAUUGUUUAUUCACGGUGUUAACUCACGGUGUACACUAUUUUAUCAGGCUUACGGCAUCUCAUAUACGUCAUGAAAAAUCUGCUUCUUAGUCAGGAAAAGUCGGUGAAAAGUUAAGGAAUUUGACAUUUGGCUUAGAGUGGGAACCCUGAUUUGAACUCUUUAGGGGCAAAGGUGUACUUUUUGAAAGGGUAACGCCCCAAUGACUACACAUUCAUGUGAAAUUGCCAGCACGUAAAACAGGUAAAUUUUUUGUGAGAUCAGGUUGGGUAUUCAAUGUAAUUGGUUGAUUCUAGCCUAAAGAGCUUUAUAUAUGAAGAGUUUGGUUUCAAAACGCAAUAAGUCUUUUUUGACUAAUUUCGGUAAAAACCUGUUUUCUAUACCAAAAAAGUAACAAGAUGAAAACCACUAUUUUCUGUUACAAACUUUCACAUAGCAUCUUUAGGUUAUAAUAACAUAAAAAAAAUUCAAAUCGAUAAUAAAAUUUUCAAAGAUUUAUUAUAAAAACUUUUUUUAAAAACUUUUUUUUUUUUCGAAAAUACUAUAAAUCUAUUUAAUCAAUAUAUAAAUGUGCAUUCAUCUUUGUCAUGUUAUAUACAUUUAGUUGACUAGUGGUAUACACUGAUUAAAAAAAUAAACAUUAAUGGCAUUAAUCAAAACACUUUGUCAUAUUAAGAACACUGUCAUGGCUGCGGUUAUACAUUGGACGUCGUCUGUGAACUUUUUUCACAGCGAUCAUUUGUAAAAUGUUUAGGUCCUGCUCGAUUUUUGUUGGCUUCACGUAAAAUAAUGGAAAGUUUUUCAUGAGAUCCCCUGGGGUCAAUGUGUAAGCAUGAGAGAAGCUUGAUGCUGUCGGGAGAACAAGCAACCGGCAUUUUUCCUUCGCUCGAGUGCCUCUCGCGUAAAUUAUUAGAUGUUGAUGGCUUACGUUUCUUUCUGAUCACAGAAAACCACCACAGGUUUAUCAAUGCCAUCAAAGUAUUAUUUAGUUUAUUUGUUUGUUGAUCAUGAAGUACAAGAUGAGGAAAACUAGGAUUCCGUGUGUAUUUCGCGCCGCCAUAGUUGUUUACAGUGCAUGAAAUGGUGCGCUGUAAUUUGUGGAGCGGAUUUAUUGCAUUCUGCAGAAAAGGAGGAGUGGCGUUUAUUGCGUUUUGGGAAAAAAGGGAGAAAAGAUGACAGAAUAACGCAGCGGAUAUUGGAUUUUGCGUGAAAUUAAGAAUUUACUUUUUAAUACUGACCUGAUACAGUACUGCAGUAACUGAUUUUUUUAUAAAUGGCGUUUAUUGGGUUUUGGUACCAAACCAAAGAGUAUAGCACAAGAGGGGAAACUCUCAUUCGUUUUUGGCAACAGUCACUAGGUGGCGCUUCAGUAGCGCGGCCGCCAUUUUGGAAUGAAAAUUCUCACAGCCAAUUCAUUCUCAAUUCAUUCUCAGCGAAUCUCACAGCCAAAUCAGAAGCGCAAUAGUAAGUUUCUUAAAUUAAAUUUUUUUUUCACUUGCUACACCUACACGAAACUCUGUAUUGUCUUGUAUGUAUGUGUUGAUUUGUUGUUGUUAUCAGUUGUGGAAUCCAAUCAUUAAAUAUAUACACAUUUGAGGUAGUUUUUUUCUUGCU
Molecule: messenger RNA, 5321 nt
Organism: Paramisgurnus dabryanus
Lineage: Eukaryota; Metazoa; Chordata; Actinopteri; Cypriniformes; Cobitidae
Source: RefSeq, a predicted model, not a curated record